AUGGACGAGCAGGUUUUCCGUGCCAUCCUUGAUGCGUCAAACGACACGUACGAAGGAGUGCGGCUGGAAGCUGCUCGAGCUCUGGGGAAGACGACGGAAAGCAGAGGCUGUGUGGAGGACCUCAUGCCGCUGCUUCAGGAUUGUUCGUUCCAAGUUCGGAGGGUGAUGGCAGAGAGCGUCUGGAAGGCCUGCAGAGAGGGAGAGCUGUCCCAGCUGCUGGAGCGGCUGGAGUAUCUGCUGGAGCAUGAGAGCUACCCGGAGGUCAGAGAAGCUCUCCGAUCCUCUCGCGAUCAGGUCGAGCGAGCUCUGUACAGCGUUAGACCCAAGAGCAAGGAAGAGCCCCUCAGAUGCCCUGCCAUGGCAUCCUUGCCUGACUGUCCGAGCAUGGGGGAGAUGAUUGAGGUCAAGGAGGAGGAGGAGGAAGGGGGAGAGGGAGCUCGAGCGUCGUUGCUGUAUGCCCAUGUUGUAGACCUUGACAUGUCUGGGAGGAGGAUGGGGUUGCGGAUCAGUCACAGGGGCUUGGCUGAUGGCAAGAUCGUAGCUGUGGGCAAGGAGGAGAAGUUCCUCUCCUUCUCCGUGCCAUGGCGGGAGGCGACAGCGGAUCCUUGGAGCAGGAAGGCCAGGUGGCCGAGCAGAGGAUACUUUGUGACAAUGAGGGGAGAAACGAGUUUCUGGAUAGCCAAGGAGAUGAGAAUGUCUCUUGACAGCAUCUUUCAGCUGAAUCAACAGCUGGACUGCUCAACGCCUCACCUUGCUCUCCCCGACAUGUCUGUCGUCAUGCUGGAUCGAGAGGCGAGCGAGCUUGAGGUGGAGCCGAUGAACGGAGGGCUGCUGCGCCUCAUCGAGGAAGGGAUCAGGAGAGGUGAAGGAGGAGCGAUGGAUGUGCUUCUGAGAUAUCCGGACGUUGAGAGCCAAGGCAGCGUCUCUGCCAUGGUGUCGUUGCUGCACGAUGCCUUGGCCCCCAUAAGGGAAAGGGCGCUGCUGACAGUAAAGAAACUUGCAAAACCGAAAAGCUUAAAUUCGUACAAGCUGAUCCCGCACGUCAUGGACAACCUGGAGCAUGUGAGUGCAGCAGUGAGAAGAAGCGCUGAAGAAGCGAUCACAGCGCUGGUGGAUCAGGACUCCUGUCCUCUUUACGUCAUGGACCGAGUCGUUCUCCUCUGCACCUCAACCGACCAAGAUCUCAAGGCGACGGGAUUGAGAUGUCUCGGGAGGUUGAGCAACGAAGGGCAGCAGCGCAUCCUUGACAUCAUUGUGGAUGGUGUCUUGUCAGAUCACAAGCUCGUCCACGAUGCUGCAAUCGAGGCUGUUCGUCGCCGAAACAUGUCGGCGGCGCUGUUCGAGCAAGUGACACGUCGGCUGGUGAGCUGUAAGGGGACAAGGGACGUGGAGGCACUGGUGAGAGCUGUCGACCAGUUUGAUCUGGAGGAGAGGACGGAGGAGAUCGUUCACAUCCUAUCCGGCCUCGCCCGCAGCUCCGACGACUUUGACCGGCUCAAGUUUGUGAGCGUGUGUUCGCUGCUCGUCAACAAGGCAAGCUGUCCUUUUCCUCUUACUGACCUGCUCCUCCUCCUCUCCAAAGAUUCGCACGAGACGGUGAAGGAAGCCGCUGCCCAGCUCCUGCAUCGAACGAUGCAGAGGAAGAAGAAGGGGCCGGGAGCAAGAGAGGAGCAGGGAGGGGGCGGGAAGCAAGGGGGGCAGGAGGCAGAGGAGGCGGCGGCUCUUCGGUAUUCGUCCGCAUCCAACCAUGGCGAGGAGGUCGACUUCGACCACUCGCUGCUGCUGCGCAACCGGAGGGAUCCUGACAACGAUCCGCAAGAGCGGAGGUGGGAGGAGAAGGUAAUGCGCGAGUCCUGCCAUGGCGUCGCGUGCAGCCACAGGACGAGAACGAUGCAGGAGAUGUUCGGGGAGCUGAGCGAGGAGGACGUGAGGGACCCCUUCCCAGUCUUCACCUUGAGGAUAGUGAAGCAGCUCCGUACUGACAUCUCGCAGCAGAGGAGGAGGAGGCUCGUCGACUCCCUCCGCUCUCUCUCGCUCCUCUGCGGCUUCCGCGGCUUCCGUGCUGCCGCCCUGUCGGUGGAUCUCCUCCUCGGCUGCGACCAUGCCGAUGCUCGGGUGUCGGGGGCUCAAGCUUGCUCUGCGCUCAUGCAGAGGCCCAUCAACAUGCGAUGCGCUCUAGCCCCGAUCAAGCAGAAGCUCCUCCUCCUCCUCCUUGACGGGGACCAGCUCGUCCGACAUGCCGUCCUCGCGGUCCUCCCUGACGUCUUUGCCCGAGGAUCGGAGGAUGCCAUGUCCGUGCUCUUCGGGCAAGGAGGAGGGAGGCAGGAGGGACAGGCAAGCUCAUGCCUGCUUGCCCAACUGGAGCUGAGCAGGAGCAGAGGUAGAGCAGCAGACGUGGAGACGUUGACGCACGCGCUGGGAGCUCUUGCGCCUGUCAACGACAGCAGCAGCCUGACGGUGCUGCUGGAGCUCGUCAAAGAGGAAGCGUCUCCCGUACGGCUCAGCGCCCUGCUCUCCAUCCGCAGGCUCUUCGUGCGAGGCGAGAGGUCACAGCUGGACCAGCUCGUCCUCUCAGUCGCCCUCGCAUGCAGGAAGCAGGAGGAGGACAGGCAGGUGAGGCUGGUUGCGGAAGACCUCCUGCGGCUGCUGGGAGGGGAGGAGAGGGCGUACAGGGUGGCGUCGAGGGCAGUGCCUUGGGAGGAGGAGAGAGACGUUCGCUUCUCGGUGGAUCGAGACCCCCUGCGCGUGAUGGGAAUGGACUUGGUAGAGUACAGGGAGGAGGAGGAGGAGAGAACAGGGUGCGAGGAGGUGGAAGAAUGA
This is a messenger RNA of Guillardia theta CCMP2712, 2820 nucleotides long. RefSeq lists its product as hypothetical. The coding region runs from base 1 to 2820 and encodes 939 amino acids. The transcript has 4 exons. Lineage: Eukaryota; Cryptophyceae; Pyrenomonadales; Geminigeraceae. The record is from RefSeq and is a predicted model, not a curated record.